CGGUGCGGGGGCCGCCUCCAGCGGAGUGGGGAGGCGGGGAGGCGGUCACCGGCUCCGCCCCGCUCCCCUCUGACCCGGUGUCUCGUCUCUCCGUCUUCCUGUUCCAAACCACGUGGACGCGCCGGGGGCUGCGGGAGGGAAUCCUGGUCGCCACCGUUGCUGUCGUCGCCGCCGCCGGGGUCGCCGCCCCCGCGUCCGUCCGAAGUCACCGCGCCCCUGCCGCUCGUACCUUUGUGGAGGGCGCGCACAUGGCGACCCAGGCGCACUCCCUCAGCUACGCGGGCUGCAACUUCUUGCGCCAGCGUCUGGUCCUGUCCACUCUGAGCGGGCGCCCCGUCAAAAUCCGAAAGAUUCGCGCCAGAGACGACAACCCGGGCCUCCGAGAUUUUGAAGCCAGCUUCAUAAGGCUUUUGGACAAAAUAACUAAUGGUUCUCGAAUCGAAAUAAACCAAACAGGAACAACCUUAUAUUAUCAGCCUGGCCUCCUAUAUGGUGGAUCUGUGGAACAUGACUGUAGUGUCCUUCGCAGCAUUGGCUAUUACCUGGAGAGUCUUCUUUGCCUGGCUCCAUUUAUGAAGCACCCGUUAAGAAUAGUUCUGCGAGGAGUGACCAAUGACCAGGUUGACCCUUCGGUUGACGUUCUUAGGGCAACAGCCCUCCCUCUAUUGAAACAGUUUGGGAUCGAUGGUGAAUCGUUUGAGCUAAAGAUUGUGCGACGGGGAAUGCCGCCUGGAGGAGGAGGUGAAGUGUUUUUCUCAUGUCCUGUAAGGAAGGUCCUGAAGCCCAUCCAGCUCACAGAUCCAGGAAAAAUCAAACGUAUCAGAGGAAUGGCGUACUCUGUACGUGUAUCACCUCAGAUGGCGAACCGGAUUGUAGAUUCUGCAAGGAGCAUCCUCAACAAGUUUAUACCUGAUAUCUAUAUUUACACAGACCACAUGAAAGGAGUCAACUCUGGGAAAUCUCCAGGCUUUGGGUUGUCACUGGUUGCUGAGACCACCAAUGGCACCUUCCUCAGUGCUGAACUGGCCUCCAACCCCCAGGGCCAAGGAACAGCGGUGCUUCCAGAGGACCUCGGUAGAAACUGUGCGAGGCUGCUGCUUGAAGAAAUCUAUAGGGGUGGAUGUGUGGACUCGACCAACCAAAGCCUGGCUCUGUUGCUCAUGACCCUUGGACAGCAGGACGUUUCCAAAGUCCUGUUAGGACCGCUCUCUCCCUACACGAUAGAGUUUUUGCGGCAUUUGAAGAGCUUUUUCCAGAUUAUGUUUAAAAUUGAAACCCGGCCAUGUGGUGAAGAACUCAAGGGUGGGGAUAAAGUGCUGAUGACCUGUGUUGGCAUUGGCUUCUCCAACCUUAGCAAGACCCUCAAGUGAUACUGUCACAAGAUAAGGCCUCAGUGCUUACAAAGCACAAGCUGCCACGGACACCAAAUGGACCAAGCCCAAAUUCAUCCAGGACAGGAUAACCUCUUAUAUUAAGGACUUAUUAAUUUUACUUAAAAAAAAGCAGAAUAUCCAAAUAAAAGACAUCUCUAUAUCAUGUGGUUUCCAGCCAUUUCUCCACUGUCAUUGACAUUCCUCAGGAGGCCCAGCGAUGACGAGCGCUCCCUUGGCUUACCUGGACGAAGAGUUUUGCCUUCAGGACACAGUUGUGCUGCUAGAACAACAUGACAGCUGAUUUCAGCAGUGCUUCCUCAGCCCACACCCCGGGCUUCUGUCAUAUGGCCAUUUUCCAGACCUCUGGAGACUGUUAACUGUUCUUUCUGCAAGGACUGACCUCUUUGAGCCUCAAUUUCUGUGUAAGGAUUAAAUGAAGAUAAUGUGGGUGGAAGCUCUUUAUGAGUAGUGCAGUGCUAUGCAAGUGUCAGAGAUUGGUAUAUUAGACUGUUUUAUCCUUUGUCUUCUGAAGGGACUGCUAUCUUGGAGACAGAUAGUGCUCCCUGUCUGGUUCAUUCUGUGUGUAUGUAGGGGGAUAAGUGUCUGGGGAGGGCAGGGCUCCAAUUAAAGUUAUUGGAUGUUUUCUAUAUCCCAGG
Molecule: messenger RNA, 2029 nt
Organism: Ceratotherium simum simum (southern white rhinoceros)
Lineage: Eukaryota; Metazoa; Chordata; Mammalia; Perissodactyla; Rhinocerotidae
Gene: RCL1
Product: RNA terminal phosphate cyclase like 1
Biological process (GO): ribosome biogenesis; endonucleolytic cleavage of tricistronic rRNA transcript (SSU-rRNA, 5.8S rRNA, LSU-rRNA)
Cellular component (GO): nucleolus
Molecular function (GO): RNA endonuclease activity
Source: RefSeq, a predicted model, not a curated record